Oryzias latipes (Japanese medaka) is the source of this 3008-nucleotide messenger RNA. RefSeq names its product gelsolin a (gene gsna). Lineage: Eukaryota; Metazoa; Chordata; Actinopteri; Beloniformes; Adrianichthyidae. Gene Ontology annotation, cellular component: cytoplasm; actin cytoskeleton. Gene Ontology annotation, biological process: actin filament severing; central nervous system development; cell projection assembly. The record is from RefSeq and is a predicted model, not a curated record. Gene Ontology annotation, molecular function: phosphatidylinositol-4,5-bisphosphate binding; actin filament binding.
AUCUGCAUUUCUUUCAUGCAGAGACUGCAGAAAGUGCUGCUAUGUGGAGAUUGCAGCGUCGGCCGCCCCCUCCCUGUGCAGGCGGUGCUGCUCCAGGUCGGGAAGGGAGUGUCCCGGACGCACGGCCCCCCCAGCCACACUGCGGCUCUUCUCUCCACCGAGUUGACGCCUCUCCGGUCCCGCUGCAGCUCGGAAGCCUUAGCGCUCAGGUCCAGACCCGUCCACCCAGCUGUCCCACCACCACCUCCACCUCCAGGCAGGAUGGCAGCACAGCACCCAGAGUUUGAGCGGGCCGGUAAGAACCCAGGCCUCCAGGUGUGGCGGGUGGAGAAAUUCAACCUGGUGCCCGUUCCAGAGAACCUGUACGGUGGAUUUUACACCGGAGAUGCCUAUCUGGUUCUUAACACCAUCAAACAGCGCUCUGGCCAGCUGCAGUACGACCUCCACUUCUGGCUGGGUGACUCCUGCUCUCAGGAUGAGAGCGGCUCGGCGGCCAUCUUUACCGUCCAGAUGGACGACUUCCUGGGGGGGAAACCCAUCCAGUACCGCGAGGUGCAAGGACACGAAUCCAAGACUUUCCUGGGCUACUUCAAGUCAGGAAUCAAAUACAUGCAAGGAGGCGUGGCAUCUGGGUUCAAGCACGUGGUCACCAACGAGGUGUCGGUGCAGCGAUUGCUCCAGAUCAAAGGUCGUCGUGUUGUCAGGGCAACAGAGGUGGCCGUCGGCUGGGACAGCUUUAACCAAGACGACUGCUUCAUCUUGGACCUGGGAGAUGAGAUUUAUCAGUGGUGCGGCUCGCAAAGCAACCGCUUCGAAAAGCUGAAGGCAACUCAGGUUGCCAAGGACAUCCGUGACAACGAGCGCAGCGGGAGGGCCCGCGUGUACGUCUGUGAUGAGGGGAUGGAGAGGGAGCAGAUGCUGAAGGUUUUGGGACCCAAACCAGACCUGCCCGCUGGUGCCUCCGAUGACAUCCAUGCUGAUGUUUCCAACAGGAAGAGCGCCAAACUGUACAAGGUGUCCAAUGCCAGUGGAGGCAUGACCAUCGCCCUGGUGGCAGCAGAGAACCCGUUUGCCCAGAGUGCCCUGGAGUCCGGAGACUGCUUCAUCCUGGAUUACGGCUCAGAUGGGAAAAUCUUCGUCUGGAAGGGCAAAGAUGCCAACAUGGACGAGCGGAAGGCGGCACUGAAGGCUGCAGAUGAGUUCAUCAAAAAGAUGGGUUACCCCAAGCACACUCAGGUCCAGAUCCUGCCGGAGUCCGGAGAGACGCCUCUCUUUAAGCAGUUCUUCAAAAACUGGCGGGACAAAGACCAGACGGAGGGCAUGGGUGUGGCCUACAUCGCCAACAGCAUCGCCAAGAUCGAGAAAGUGGCUUUCGAUGCUGCCACCCUUCAUGAGUCCCCCGGCAUGGCAGCCCAGCACGGCAUGGUGGAUGACGGCAGCGGGGACAAACAGAUCUGGCGGGUUGAGGGAUCUGACAAAGCUCCGGUGGAUCCGUCCACGUAUGGACAGUUCUACGGCGGAGACAGCUACAUCAUCCUGUACAACUACAGGCAUGGAGGGCGUCAGGGACACAUCAUCUACCUGUGGCAGGGCAUGGACUCCAGUCAGGACGAGAAAGGCGCCUGUGCCAUCCUCGGCGCACAGCUGGACGAAGAGCUGGGCGGCGGUCCCGUGCAGUUUUCUCAGGUGGUUGGUGCUCCUAUAACCACUCAGGUGAGAGUGAUCCAGGGAAAGGAGCCUGCUCACUUGAUGAGUCUGUUUGGAGGAAAGCCCAUGGUGGUGUACAAAGGAGGAACCUCCAGGGAAGGAGGUCAGUCCGCCCCUGCAGAGACCCGGCUCUUCCAGGUGCGCUCCAACUCUACAGGCCACACCAGAGCUGUGGAGCUUGAUGCAGCAGCGUCCAACCUGAACUCCAACGACGCUUUUCUCCUUGUUACACCUAACGGCACCUCCUUGUGGAUGGGAGCAGGCGCCAGCGAAGCGGAGAAGCAGGGAGCGCAGCAGCUGUGUGACAUUCUGGGCGUGUCAGCCUCAGAGCUGUCAGAAGGAGGCGAGACAGCUCAGUUCUGGGGGGCUCUGGGUGGAAAGGCAGAUUACCGCACGUCCACCAGGCUUAAAGACAAGAUGGACGCCCAUCCACCUCGACUCUUCGCCUGCUCCAAUAAGACGGGAAACUUCGUCAUCGAAGAGGUUCCUGGGGAGUUGACCCAGGACGAUCUCGCCACCGAUGAUGUCAUGAUCCUAGACACCUGGGAUCAGGUGUUUGUCUGGAUCGGGAAUGAAGCUCAGGAGGAGGAGAAGACUGAAGCCAUGGCAUCCGCGGUUCGUUACGUCGAAACCGACCCAGCCAACAGAGACCCCAGAACGCCCAUCGUCAAAAUCAAGCAGGGUUUCGAGCCGCCCACCUUCACCGGCUGGUUCCUGGGUUGGGACCACGAUUAUUGGGCCAGCGACCCUCUGGAGCGCGCCAUGGCGGAACUGGCCCUGUGAUCGGCCCCCGCCACCGCUCAGCCUCUUAUCUUUGCUUUUGAUCUACUGCUCUGCACUGUGAUUUCAGACCUUGAAGACAUCGAUCCACCAUUUGAAACACAAAUUACAAUUUUUAGUUGCUUGCUGCAAUAGUGCCUUCACAGCCACAAACAGGGCUUUGACUAACAUUAGUGUUUGAAGUGUUUCUUAUUCAACUUCUUUAUUUUAUAUAUUUUGUAAAGUCUGCGCAAACUUGCAGCAAGAUAAUUUUUAAAAAAUAAUGCACUAUUACUAAAGUCGCUGCCAAGAAUCUGUGGCUCACAAGGCAUGUCCUUCAGGGUACAGACAGCCUUCCUUCUAGAGGCUUUUUUAAGUCUAAGAAAGCUUUAAGACUUGAAACAUCACUUAUUACUCACAUAUUUAUUUUGCCCCACAACUCUACUUAGAAGGUUUUUCUAUUCUGCUGUUACUUUUUCCUCAGAGGAUGAUGCUAUGCUGCUUUAAAAACCUGUUCUUUCAAUAAAAAUACACAAAACGGC